Molecule: messenger RNA, 883 nt
Organism: Fusarium oxysporum Fo47
Lineage: Eukaryota; Fungi; Ascomycota; Sordariomycetes; Hypocreales; Nectriaceae
Product: histone-fold-containing protein
Exons: 3
Coding region: 214-615 (133 amino acids)
Cellular component (GO): nucleosome
Molecular function (GO): DNA binding; protein heterodimerization activity; structural constituent of chromatin
Source: RefSeq, a predicted model, not a curated record
CAUAAUCGCGGUGGUCCUUCCCACCUUGCGAUUCCGCCACCAACACUCUCGCUCCUCUCCUACAACUUCCUUUUAACGAGAAUUGUAUUGAUCGAACUUGAGCGUUUUGUGCAAGACAAUUGCUUCACUCCUUUUCCGCAUGUUGCUGUCUUUGCUGUAAAGCUCUUCUAGCUAGUACACGACACUCUUUGUUCUUUCUUCACGCUCCUUUCAAUGCCUCCCAGGAAAUCUAAAGCCUCCGGCGCGGGCAAGUCGCGACCGAGUGACGUUCAAGCUGGCGAUCCUGUUCCCGUUCGCGCAAAGCGUCGAUACCGUCCUGGCACAGUCGCUCUUCGCGAAAUUCGACAUUACCAAAGCGGCACGAAACUGCUCCUCCGAAAGCUCCCAUUUGCGCGCCUUGUUCGAGAAAUCGCUUUGACGAUGCGCCCACGAGACGAAGGCUUGCGCUGGCAAAGCCAAGCCAUCAUGGCACUGCAAGAAGCUGCUGAAGCCUACAUGGUGCAUCUGUUCGAAGACACCAACCUAUGCGCAAUCCACGCCAAGCGUGUCACAAUCAUGCAGAAGGAUAUUCAACUAGCAAGGAGGAUACGCGGUAUCUGGGGUGGACUGGGUUAGAGAACGGAUUUACGGAAACAACAUGUGAAAAAUAAAUGAAAAAAGAGUCAAGGAUCGGGAUGGUUACUCACGAGACUUUGGUUUUGGGAUUAUGGAUGGCGUUGGGGCGCUUCGAGAUAUACCUGCUGGCCUUUUGUGUUGGCUGAUUUACUUUGCUUUCUUCCUUCCUACUACUUGGAGGGUUUCAUUGGCUUCGAUACCCGAAGCUGGCAGAAAGUGCCCUUUCCUGUAAAUGUAAUAUUUGCGGUCAAUCAAUUGUCAUCUUAAA